CCGACCGACAAGAGCAGAAGCGACCAUCGAUUUCGUCACUACUUCCGUCCCGGGCGCACGCGAACGAACGAAGCGAGAGAGGCCCAGAUCCCGAAUUUACGCUCACUUUCCCUACACUCCUUCCACGACAUCAUAUCCUACCACCUCUCCCGAAUAAAGCCCCCCCAGCUCCCCCAUCACUAGGGUUUCCUCUUGCCUUGAAUUGAAUCUCGUAGUCGAUUCGUCACGGAGAGACAAGCACAUCGAAAACGCCCGGGCUUGAGCCCGGCAUGCUCCUCCCCCGGCUGCUUCAACCCGCAGCGGCCCGUUCCCUCCGCCGCGCCGGCGCAUUCUCGACGAGGACGAUAACGAAGACAUCAGCGAAUCAUCCCGCCCUGCCAGGGCAGAUAUGCUACCGAGCUCGGUUCCCGCGUCGGACGUUCACGACAUCGCGUGCGCUUCGAGAUGACGUCGCUUCUACGAACCACUACGAGACCUUGAAGGUUGCUCACGAUGCCUCUCCAUCUGACAUUAAGAAAUCCUUCUAUGCCCUCUCCAAAACCCACCACCCAGACCACAACCGCGACGACCCAAACGCAUCCCGCAAAUUCCACGCAAUAGCAGAAGCCUACUCCGUCCUUGGCACCCCCGCCAAACGCGCAUCCUACGACCGCUCCCUCCCCUCCUCCUCCCACAACAGCCACCACGCCGCAGGCCACAGACGCGGCUCCUACCACAGCAGCUCGGGUCCCGCGGGCGGCCGCCCCGCAUCGGGCCUCUCCCGCCGACGCACAACCUUCCGCGGCCCGCCCCCGAGCUUCUACAGGUCCGGCGGCUGGGGCGCGCAGUCCGCGAAGAGGAGGGAGGCCCACGAGAAUACCACCGGCACCGGCGCAGAGAAGGAGCAGCCUGGCAUGGGUCCCGGGUCGGAUCCGUACGGACACACGAGGUCUGCCGCGCCGCGGCACUUUGAUUCGCAUACGCAUACUAGGACGCAGCAGAAUCAGGAUUCACGGCGGUCGCAUAGGAUCAUGGGCACGCAGGUCCCGGUCGGACCGCAAGAGACGUCUGUGGGAGCGUUUUUGGUGGUCAGCGGGAUCUUGUUCUUUUCCUUUUUCAUACCCUUUGUUGCAACCGGCGGGUUGCGCCGGAAGAAAAAAGAUGCUAAAUGAUAGAGUUCAGGCAAUAGAGCUUGGGCAGCAAUCAGUAGACAUCUACCAGGAUAGACAUAAAUCGCACGAUAAAAGCCUUCUUCAGAUCACCACGAAACAAUCGAAUGCGAAGAAACCAAGGAAUUCCGGUCGACCAAA
Colletotrichum godetiae is the source of this 1289-nucleotide messenger RNA. RefSeq lists its product as uncharacterized. The coding region runs from base 270 to 1151 and encodes 293 amino acids. Lineage: Eukaryota; Fungi; Ascomycota; Sordariomycetes; Glomerellales; Glomerellaceae. The record is from RefSeq and is a predicted model, not a curated record. The transcript has 2 exons.